Molecule: messenger RNA, 2021 nt
Organism: Xenia sp. Carnegie-2017
Lineage: Eukaryota; Metazoa; Cnidaria; Anthozoa; Malacalcyonacea; Xeniidae
Product: inactive pancreatic lipase-related protein 1-like
Biological process (GO): lipid metabolic process
Molecular function (GO): lipase activity
Source: RefSeq, a predicted model, not a curated record
CAGAGACUUGGUCUCAAACUACCCUCGGUUGGUUGCAGAGAAAGAGCGUUCCGUUAAAUCGAAGAUGGCUCGUUGGCUUCUAAAAGUAAUAACGUUUUUUCAAUGCAUCUUGAUCUUGAUCCUGUUAUUCACAUCUACGACAGCAAAGAAAAUCUGUUUUGAAAAGUAUGGAUGCUUUGCAAAUACGAAAUAUUUCAAAACAAAACACGCUGAAUUGCCUUCCCAUCCCCAUAUUAUCCAGACAAAAUUUUACCUUCACACGACGUUUAACCGACAGUCCGCUGAACUUAAUAUGAACAACAUCAGCUCUAUAGCGUCAUCCCAAUUCAAUUCGUCGCACAAAACAUUCAUUAUUAUACACGGCUACGACCAUCAUCCUAGAAAACCAUGGGUGAUUAAAAUGAAGAAUGAACUACUGAUAAAUUUUCAGUGCAACGUUAUUACUGUGGACUGGAAGAAAGGAGCUUCUUAUCGUAAAUUGUCCUACUUAAAGGCAGUUGCAAAUGGCCGACUGGUAGGACACAAACGGCCCAUCUCAUUGGUCUUCUUCGUAACCUCAGGAUUAACAACCGAACAAGUUCAUAUUGUUGGUCACAGUCUUGGAGCACAUGUUGCAGGUUAUGUUGGCAAGCAAAUGAAAGAAAAAUUGCCAUUAGGUAGAAUUACAGGUCUUGAUCCAGCAAGACCAUAUUUUGAAGGCAGACAUCAUGAAACACGUCUUCAUAAAACGGAUGCAUCAUUUGUCGAUGUAAUACAUACAAAUGCAGCACCAUUUCUUUGUGGAGUUGGAUACCGCGGACAGUUGGGUCAUGCGGAUUUCUAUCCCAAUGGAGGUGAACACCAACCGGGCUGCGGUAGUUUUUGGGAAGUAACAAUAUGGCGAAAAGGAAUACUUUAUAUUGGAAUGUGUCAUCAUAUAAGAUCAGUCAUAUAUUUUACGGAGUCAAUACGCAAAAUGCCUUUUCCGGCAUUUCCUUGUUCAAGUUGGAAAGAUUUCAAGAAUAGAAAAUGUUCGGAGAAAUUUUCUUUGCAAAAUCUGUCACUAAUGGGCAUGCCCGCAGAAAAAUAUCAAAGACAUGAUCAGCCACUGUUUCUUGACAAUGGCCACUUCGCCAUAUUGUGCUUACAGUUAUUUAAUAACGGUUUCGUAUUCUCGAAGUAAAGUAAAUUUCAAUGCAGUAUAUAUUCAGUUAAUUGGGAGCAAUGGUGCAUCUAAAAAGAAAAAAAUAAAGAUACGAAGGGGGACUGAAACUGGGCUUGAAUUGACAACAGAAAACAAUGACAUUGGAAAGUUAAUUCGAGUGAAGAUUUUUUAUUACGGAUUUUCUACUCUCUUUAUUCACAAUGUCAAAGUCACACUUCUGCAUAACAAAGAGAUAUAUAUUUCAUGCUUUAACCAACAAAUGAAGAAUAGUUUCUGGUUGUUUUGGAGGCCUUUAAAAGUACAUUACGAGCGUGUUGCGCAUGUCGGCAAUGAAUGUCGUAAGACGUUAUCAUAACAGUGCUCUACACAACUGCGCAAAUGGAAUAUAUAUAUAACCUUAGUGCGGACAUAAACUCCUUAAAGAAGUUGGAAGUCUGGGUCUGUACCAUUUCUGUGCACAGGCCAAAACAUACUUGACUCAAGAUUAUAUAGUCUUGUUUGAUUGACCAUGAUUCCUCUAUGGUUUAAAAAAGGUGGUUUUAUUUUCCCUCCUAUUUUGGCUGGUUAUUUAUUUCGAAGAUCAAUUGUCUUUUGAAUUAUCAAUAGCGUCGCCAGCCCACGUGAUGUAGUUCCGCUAUGCUGAUUUCUAAAUAUUAUCAUUAUUAAUUUAUUUCUAAAACCUUUGGUUUUUCAGUGAUUGAAUAAAAAUUUGCAUAGUGAAGACUAUAUUAGCAGGCUGGAUACGCCAUUGUGAAUGACAUUUUGAAAAUGUCUGGAAAUUUUGUAAACAUAUAACUGCAAUUGUAAAUGAUAAUAUUAUAUUACUAUUUCAAAAACUCAAUUAUUCAAAAGCAUUUUACUAAAUCAACCAUAAAAA